Meriones unguiculatus (Mongolian gerbil) is the source of this 1213-nucleotide messenger RNA. RefSeq names its product actin related protein 2/3 complex subunit 5 like (gene Arpc5l). The record is from RefSeq and is a predicted model, not a curated record. Gene Ontology annotation, biological process: regulation of actin filament polymerization; Arp2/3 complex-mediated actin nucleation; cell migration. NCBI's taxonomy places the organism in Eukaryota, Metazoa, Chordata, Mammalia, Rodentia, Muridae. Gene Ontology annotation, molecular function: actin filament binding. The transcript has 4 exons. Gene Ontology annotation, cellular component: cytoplasm; Arp2/3 protein complex; actin cytoskeleton. Bases 449 to 754 code for a protein of 101 amino acids.
GCUUCCCGCCCCCGAGCGGAGCCGGUGCGCAGGGGAGCCGGUACGGAGCGAACCCGAGCCGCCUGGGCGGCCGCCGAGCUCCCACUAUGGCCCGGAACACGCUGUCCUCGCGCUUCCGCCGAGUGGAUAUCGACGAAUUUGACGAGAACAAAUUCGUAGACGAGCAGGAAGAGGCGGCGGUGGCAGCGGGCGAGCCAGGCCCCGACCCCGGCGAGGUAGACGGGCUCCUGCGGCAAUAUCCUUCCCGGCGCGGCGGCCCGGGCUUGCACCCUUAUCGUCCCAGCCCCUGUUUCCCUGUCCCCCUCUGGCUCCUGCCGGUCCCAGGCUCCGCUGGUCAGUCGUUGGUGGCCUCACGCUUCCUCAGCAGUGCGGCCCCGGAGCUCGUCUCACUCCUCCGCGCGGCCACGCUUCGCAUCCCUCAGGGUGGCCCUGCAUCGGCCUUGGCGACAUGCUUCGGGCGUUUCAUGCAGCCUUACGGAACUCUCCAAUCAACACCAAGAAUCAAGCUGUGAAGGAACGGGCCCAGGGUGUAGUCCUGAAAGUACUCACAAACUUUAAGAGCAGCGAAAUUGAUCAGGCUGUGCAGUCACUGGACAGAAAUGGCAUUGACUUGUUAAUGAAGUACAUUUAUAAAGGGUUUGAGAAGCCCACAGAAAAUAGCAGUGCAGUGUUACUCCAGUGGCAUGAAAAGGCCUUAGCUGUAGGAGGACUAGGCUCCAUUAUAAGAGUUCUUACAGCAAGAAAGACUGUUUAAAAAAAAUUACGUUGAGAAGAAUUUUGGAUGCCCAGGCUGGUGAAGAAGGGACUGACAAUGGACCAUCUUCCUAGAACUCCUAACUAAGUACUUCAGGACACACCUGCUGGAAUGUAUUUUACUUUUGAGGUGGAGGGAGAAAAUGUCUUAUUGUUUCCUAAAUUCUUUGCAGGAUCAGAGUGUCUGCCUUUAUCUACAGAGUAACACAGAACUGACACUUGACUAUCAGGCUGGCUGGCCAGAUUAUGUCAGGUGUACCUUUGUGCACUGUCUGUUUGAAAUGGGGAGGGACUAUUUGGGCAGGUGCAGAUCCAAGGGCUGUAGUGAAAAGGAGAGCUUGGAUUCUGAAGUGGAAAAAACCUGAGAGAUUGUACAGAUGUUCUGUCUUCCCAGAGAAGACAGGCUCUCUUGGGUUCAUUGUAAAGUGCCUGCUGCAUCAAUAAAGCUCUUGGCUUAUUA